GGCAGCGCUGUGCGCCCACUCUGCUGCUGCGCCCAGGCUCCGCUUCCAGGGCUCCGGCGACCUGCACGCCGCCAAGCGCGAGGCUGGGAAAGACCCUCCUCCCCUCUCCCACCUCCCUGCUCCCCUGCCCCACCUCCUGUGUGCACUGUCUGUGGGGAAAACCAGGCUUGGCUUUCCGAACCCAGGGAGAGAACCGAGGGACAGCCCCAUACCAAGGUUUCUGGAGACAUUCAGAGUCUCCCCAUUCACGGUGGCAGGAGCCUUCAGAAGAGAGAAGGGGUGCUUCCUGACUACCAAGCAGCCCCCAACCUGGAUGGAGUGAAAGAUGCGUCCCGAUGACAUAAACCCGAGGACUGGGCUGGUGGUGGCCCUGGUCAGUGUUUUUCUGGUCUUUGGCUUCAUGUUCACUGUCUCUGGCAUGAAGGGGGAAACUCUGGGGAACAUCCCUCUAUUAGCCAUCGGGCCAGCCAUCUGCCUACCAGGCAUCGCAGCCAUUGCCCUGGCCAGAAAAACCGAAGGAUGCACCAAGUGGCCAGAGAAUGAGCUACUCUGGGUCCGCAAGUUACCCUGUUUCCGGAAGCCCAAGGACAAGGAAGUGGUGGAACUACUGAGGACCCCCUCAGACCUGGAGUCCGGCAAGGGGAGCUCAGAUGAACUGGCUAAGAAGGCAGGCCUCAGAGGGAAGCCGCUCCCACAGGGGCCAGGUGAGGUGCCUAUGGCCAGCUCCAUUACCACCCCCACCCCCACAGAGGAAGGAGAAUGCCAGAGUUUAGUCCAGAGUGGGCGUCAGGAGGAGACGUCCAGAUAUCUGGACGGCUACUGCCCCUCGGGCAGUUCCCUCGCCUACAGUGCCUUGGACGUCAAGGGCUCAGCUUGGGACAGAGCUGACCGCCCCGAGCCCGAGGAUAGCAUCUUCUUUGUGCCCCAGGACAGUAUCAUCGUUUGCUCCUACAAGCAGAACAACCCUUAUGACAGAUACUGUUGCUACAUCAAUCAGAGCCAAGGCAGGUGGGACCACGAGACAAUAGUCUGAUCUGGGCAAACAAGGGUCCCAUGUUGACAGACACAUUGCUACACUCAGCUCCCAAUGGAAGAAAAUCUCUGCUCCAACAGCCUUCACGCUAUUAGAAACUGGCAUGGUAUGUGACGGGGUGCAGACCUCUGGUGCCUGAUACUCGUGUAAAUAGGCAUGUAGGGGGGCAUAUUUUAGGGGAGUACUGGGAAUUACUUCUCAUUAGGGAGGAGGCAGUAAGUAGGAAAGAAAGUUCCAUUUGCUUCUGAACAAUUUAAACAAUGUUGAAUGCUUUGUAAAACAGCCCCCAAAAUUCUAGGAAGCCCCUGGUGACAGCCAGGGACGUAUAGUGAGCCAGGUAUCAAAUGUUGCAGGGGCUGUCCACACAGAAGCUGGCUGCUUUGUGUCUGAAGAAAGUGAAGGAAAAUUUGUGUUCUUUUACACAAAAUGAGUUUUGCCUGUUGGAAAUGUUGAAAAGCUUUUCACGUAUGGCAAUGGCUGAAAGAGAUAAACAUUGAGAUAAACAGGGAACCCUCCUUCGACGGGAUAGAGUUUGGAGGAAGGGGAGUUAAAAGGAGUUGGAAUGUAUGAUGAGUCCUGGCCUCUGGUUUCAAAUAAAGUGUUGACUAUGUUAUGUGAACUCUUAGACUCUCCAUUCGAGUUGGUUUGCUGGGACCUUAUCUGAAGUUUUUAAAUAUUUAUUAACACUCUUGUAUUUCCUUACCAGGUGCAAAGUGACUUGAUGUAAUAUUUUCAUAGAUUAGAAUUUCUUUUUAUCAAGACAAAACAAAUUUUACAUAUGUAUGUCUAUCUAAGUGUCUUCAACGUUUCUGAGAGGCAUGUACUAGGAAUUACUAUAUGCCUUUUAGAACAUGAAACUACAGAGUCAAUUAAUUAGUCCUGAUCAUUAUGAAAAAAUGUGUAUGAAAUGCAAUGGUUAAGCCUUUGGAAAUGCUCUUGUCUGUACAUUUGUCCGACCACCUCAACAAUGACUGUAAUGCCAAUGAAACAAGAAUUAGAUUUAAUGGAAGCUCAUAUUUUAUUUUAUUAAGCUCACUGGACCAGUGAAAUUUACAUGAUAAAAAUCUCAUUAUUUCCUACUAUUUUUUGUGGUUGAGGGAAAAAAACAUCAUAUUGGUAUCCUGAAAUUUAUUUCCUAUUUCUCUUGCUUAAUUGCAAAAGAUAAAAAGAAUAAUCAGCUGAAAUGUCAUUUUAUCCCUCUUGUAGAAUAAUUGCAUUUAUAGGAAUAGUGAUAGAUUUAGUCUUGAAAAUUAGGAUUAUUUUAUGCCCUUCAGUGAAUUUCAAUUGUAAUUAUUACACCAAGUAUUAGUCACUGUCUCCCAAAAAGUGAAUUGAGAACAAAAAAUUGGAGGGGGUGGCUUACCUCAUCUAUGUAUUUCAAGUUCAACUCUGUGAUUCCUAAGCCAAUUGUCCUUUAUUAAAAAUUAUGCUCUUACAAGUCAUAAUUUUUUAAUGAUGUUUAAGAUCAAAAGUAUGUCGUCUUUUUAGUCAGGCCUCACUGUCAGGAAAUGAGAUGUGUGAUCUUGGACAAAGUUCAUCUUCCAACACCUCAGUUUCCUACUCUAUGGAAAAGGAAUGGGGGAAGACCGAUUUACACUAAAUUGUUUCCAUCCUUCAUUUCCAGGUAGGAUAUUCUAAAACAUUAAAUCAAAGGAACUGUAUGUUGCAGGAAGUAAGCUACAGAAAAAUGCAUGCCCAUGUUAUGCAAUACACGAUCAAAACCAUGCAAUGUGGAUUAAACUGCUACCAUUCAAAAGAAUUGUGUAGAUAUAUGAAAGCCGAUGUAUUCUAUUACUAAAUAUUAUGUAUUAGACACCAAUAUGUUCCUGGCCAUAAAACUGAAAAGACUGAGGGUAGAUAUUUUUGAAGAAAAAGUGUUUUAAUGUUGAUGAAUCCCAAAACAAUCUGCCAUACAGUUUUGCACGCUGAGCGACUGUCUCUAGAACUGAGCUGGUGAGGGGUGGGUUCCGAAAUCACAGUAUUGUUUUGAAGGCAGAAAAUAAUGUUUAGGGUGAGAAGAUUAUUGGAAAUGCAGUAACCAAAGUUUUCUCUGAUGUGCUUGCCACUGUUGGCAUUGUCAGAAGCAAGGGGGAGAGACAAGUGUUUGUAUGGGCUCAGUGAGUCUUACAUGGGUCUGAGGGAGGGGACUGGAAUGUCCACUAAGAUUAGGAAUUUGGAGAAGGUGCCUUCUGGAAACAGUUUAGAAUUUUUCCCUUAAUGUGUACAUAUGUGCAGAGUCCCAUUUCCAAAUCAAGGGUCAAAUACUGACUUAGAGAUAUAAGCUAUUUUUAAUCACAUUUUCAAGUUGUAUUUCAGAAAAAAAUUCUUCCAUUUACCUAUUUAAAAUAUGGGAGCUCUCUAAGUAUACACUUGUGGAUACAUUUUCCUGUGCCAAAAGAAUGAUUUUCAGAUGUUGGGCUGAGAGAUUUAACUUUCUUUACCCAAAGAAUAAAAUGUGAGUUGUGA
Onychomys torridus (southern grasshopper mouse) is the source of this 3499-nucleotide messenger RNA. RefSeq names its product transmembrane protein 215 (gene Tmem215). NCBI's taxonomy places the organism in Eukaryota, Metazoa, Chordata, Mammalia, Rodentia, Cricetidae. The transcript is spliced from 2 exons. The record is from RefSeq and is a predicted model, not a curated record. The coding region runs from base 326 to 1033 and encodes 235 amino acids.